AGAUGCCCCUUUUUGAUGGAAAAAGGAGUUAUUUGCUCCAAAAUUAACUUUAAGGGCUUAGAUGCCCUUUAGUAGUAACUUCAAGGGGAAUUUGCCCCUUUUCCCUUUUCCUUUUCUUUCUCACCCGUUCUGACAUUUUUUACUCUCGAAGCUUGACACAAAUAUGCCGCCAAGGAAGAUUAAAUCUCCACUCGGUGAUCCUCAUGGAAUGUUCAGCAGAAUGGUAGUCUUCUUAGUUGAAGACGGAGUCCAAACUCGCCGAUUACAGGUGUUUUCAACUCCUGUCUGUUAAAAAAUACGGAGUACUUCGUAACUGAAUGUUUAUUUCUUUCGUUUUCCUUUGUUCACUUUUGGAAUCUGUUUUACGGAUAGAUAUGGAAGCAGAGAUUGACACAAAUGGGGGCUAGCAUUGAGGCAAAGUUUUCGAAAAAUGUCACUCAUGUUUUUGCUGCAAAUGCUAAUAUCCUUUUAAAGAAACUUGAUCACAAACGCGUUAUUAGGUCCAAAGCUAGAGUGCUGUUAUAUCAGUGGGUGGAAGACAGUUUGACAAAAGGUGAAAGGGUGUCUGAAGAUUUGUACACUGUAUCUCUUGAAUCAGCGGGGAGCAAAGAUACUCUCAAGGAAGACAUUAGAAGUGAUUGUAGCAAUAAUGAGCUUACACCGAAAAAGUGCAGGAUCUCUUCUGAGGGUACCAAUAUAGUGAAUCACGAGGACAAUUUUCAUACAGAGGACCACUUUGAGCAUCAGUUAGUAGAUGUUGCGUCCAACUAUGAAUGCUCAUCAAGCCUGGAAAUCAUCAAUGAGGUUCUUUAUCCUUGUGGAGAGGCCGUAAAAAUAGGCAUUCCCUUCUCCCUAAGGGCCUGUUUGGAUGGAGGGGUUUGUAGGCAAAGGCUUUAGAGGGCUAUUUACUUUGAAUUCUUGAUAAUAGAGUGUUCCUGAUAGCAAAUAAAUGGCCGAAACAUCAAAAUCAUCAGUGCUUUAUCUGCCUCCCAAUUUAAACAAGAACAUUACCGAGACUUUUGGAAAACUUGUUGACAUUUAUAGGGCACUUGGUGAUGAUCGAAGGUCAUUUAGCUAUUACAAAGCCAUCCCAGUUAUUGAGAAACUCCCUUUCAAAAUUGAAAGUGUCGACCAGGCUCAAAACCUUCCUGGUAUUGGAAAGUCAUUGCAAGAACAUAUUCAGGAAAUAGUGAACACAGGAAAGCUGGCCAAGUUGGAGCAUUUUGAGCAGGACGAAAAGGUACGGACGAUCAGCUUGUUUGGAGAAGUAUGGGGUGUUGGCCCAGCAACUGCCUUAAAACUUUAUGAGAAAGGGUACCGGACUUUAGAUGACCUCAAAAGUGAAGAAUCACUUACUAAUGCACAAAGAUUAGGCUUGAAGUAUUUUCAUGACAUCAAAACAAGAAUUCCACGUCAUGAGGUUGAAAUCAUGGACCAACUUCUGCAGAAGGUUGCACAAGAGAUUUUACCUGGGUAUUACAGGUAAUUAUUGUCUGUGGAGGGUCAUAUAGGCGUGGAAAGGCAUCUUGUGGGGAUAUGGACGUUGUCAUCACUCAUCCUGAUGGAGAAAGUCAUAUAGGUUUUCUUGCACAAUAUGUAAAGAGUCUCAAAGAAAUGAAGUUUUUGAGGGAUGAUUUGAUCUUCAGUAUUCACAGCGAAGAGAACUCAGAAGCAGGAGUAGACACCUAUUUCGGACUUUGCACUUGUCCUGGUGAAGAGCUACGGCGCCGCAUUGACUUGAAGGUGUAUCCAAGAAAUAUAUAUGCAUUUGGUCUAGUACAUUGGACGGGGAAUGAUGUCCUAAACAGGAGGUAUGUCCAUUCCAAGUUGAAGACAUUAGUUCCUAAUCUUUGAAUCUCCUCGUGAUAAAUCAUCCUGAAAGUAAAUUUUCAACGAGUGUCUCUUAUUUAGUUGAAUCAAUUGUUUUAGUAUUACCCUAAAUUUAUAGUAUCAUUUUGAACUCAUGAAGUGCUCUUUGAGAUAGUGCUGCUAAAGAACCAAGCUCAGUUCGAUUGUUGAAUGUACAAAACCAACUCCAUAAAGUUAAACCCAGGCUUAGGUUAUUAGCCCAGUCAAAGGGUUUCCGAUUGGAUGAUACAGGAUUAUUUCCUUCAACUCAAGAUUCUGAUGGGAAACAUGGUCUAAAAGGUGCUAAUUUAAAGUUUGACACAGAGAAGGAAAUAUUUGAUUUCCUUGGAUUUCCAUGGCUCGAACCGCAUGAAAGAAAUCUAUAGAUUUUGUAUCUUAUGCUUUUUUACAUCAGUACUUCUUUUAGACCUUGUAAAAAAUUAGGCCUUCAUUAGGUUCUAUCAUCGGUCUUAGCUUAUGUUAAACCUUUAUUACAUAGGAGAAAAGUUUUGAACGGAGUUAGUUAUGGACUCGGGCCGGGCGGCCCGGGCCGGGACCGGUACUGUUUGGGCCCGGCCCGGCCCGGUGGCCCGCCAGAGCCCGGUUCGGGUAGGACCGGUCCGGAUGUUUUGUUGAGUGGGCUCGGGUCAUGGAAAUAUGGAACCGGCCUGGCCGGAUUGGGACCGGUUCGGGCUUUUUAAUUUUUUUUUCAUUUUCCCAGGUUGGGCUGGGUGUUUUGGGCCAUUUGGGGUGCUUUGGGGGGGGGGUGAGGGGGGGGGGGGUGAGGGGGGGUGAGGGGGGGGGGGUCGCGGUUAACUAGAAAAAAAAUAGGAGCUGGCCCGAGGCCCGGACCGGACCGGCCCAUACCCGGUGGAACCCCGGGUUGGUUCUGGGCCUUCCCCCAAUCUUCAAAAGCCUGACCGGGCCUGACCUGGCCCGGGUCCAACACUAAACGGAGUGCGAUGCAUAUUUCUUCAUUUGCUUGUUUUGUUGAACAUGAACCGCAAGAUUUAUGUGCAUCCACCAUCGAGACAAAUCAGACAAUAUACUUAUAUACCAG
Messenger RNA from Cuscuta epithymum, 2908 nucleotides. Lineage: Eukaryota; Viridiplantae; Streptophyta; Magnoliopsida; Solanales; Convolvulaceae. The record is from the annotation of a GenBank genome assembly.